AUGGAUGAAGCUGCGGCAAUGUUUUCUUUCUUGGCAUCAUCUGGAGCUUUGCCAAAAACACACGUUUUUUAUGAACAAGUGCAUUCGUUUUGUUCGCGUGCAUUGGGACUUGUUGAUGAUCCUUUACUUCCUACACUUUAUUUCGCACUUACUCGCUUUCAAAGCGCUAUACAAUUUAACAGUAAACCUGUAGCUUCAUACCUUCUUACCGGGCGUGGUAAACAUGGGAUUGGGAGGCACACACAGCAGACAAUGCACGAAUUUGUUGAAACGCACAAUCUAAGUUUUCUUAGUCCGCGAACUGUUGUAAGAAACGCACCUCCUGGCCAUUUUUCAAGCGGUGUAAUCAAGGAAGAUGUCGAACUAUGUAUUAAAAUGUGUAUCGAAAAAGAAUGUUUGUCGAUUAAAAAUUUGCUGGUACAAGGCUAUCUUUGUUGCGUAUCGACAGACGAAAUGGCAAUAAAACCGGCGUUGGAAUAUUCCGCUAUGCAUCGUUCAAUUGUUGGACUUGUGGAUCCUGAACAUAUUUCUUAUGAAGAUGUAGAAACUUUAGCAGCGGCUUCGAACGAGGAGGUUGUUAAAUAUCUUGUCGAGCAUGAGUUUGUUACACAGGCAAGAGAAGUUCGAGUAGCGUCUUUGGAUGAUAAAGUAGACUUUCCGAUAGGCGUAUUCUAUGGCGGAAAUAAGGGUGGAGAAGUCCAUAUACAAUCUCUUUUUGAUAAAAUCAUAAAUGUGACAGAGCGUUGCUUAAAUUGUCUUAAAGAAGAUACGAAUUGUGUAUUUUACUGUGAAAACUGUUUUGCAAAUAAAGAGGUAGACGAAAAAUGCUCGGAAGCUGGGUACGUUAACUGGCAUCCACUUCUCCGGCCAUGUGAAGCCUGUCUUCGAGAUGGUCAAGUUUGCACCAGACUUAUACCUAUUGCCUGGUCCACUGACUGUGAUCCGAAGCAAAAGAGUUUUAUGAACACAAUGCUUAAUAGUAGAGACAAGUAUCCAUACCAUGUUCCCAUCCCUGAUUGUCCUCACAACAUCAAAUCCGUUCGAUCUUCAGAAUUUUGGCACUGGAUAGAUAUCAAUGGUUUUCUUAUCAACGUUAGGCUGUUAUUGUUGCUCCGAAGAGAAAGUGACGAAAUGAAGAAAAGCGUUACAUUGAAAGCAUUACGCAAUAAAGAUCGCAUGGAUGUAGAAACCGCAGUAGAAAUACAUCGACAGAAAGUUCAGGACAAUAUCACAGAGAAUUUGUUAGCCACUACGUUGAUUCCCGAGCUUGAAUUUAAGAACUGGAAACGAAAUGGUUCUGGUACUCUUGAAUAUCCAGUUGGUAUUGCGUUUCUACCUAAGUAUAGCAAGCUUUUUGUAACGGAUCGCUUGCGUCAUGCUGUACUAAUGGCUGAUGUGCACUGUCCAGUGAACGUAUCUUUGAUUGCAGGAGGAGUCGAACCUGGCUACAGUAAUGGGCAUGGAAGGAAAGCUAAAUUUCGAAAUCCUGCUGGUAUUGUGGCUACUGAUGAUUUGUUGUACAUCUGUGACCAGGGAAACAGUAAAAUAAGAGUUGUGAACAUCAGAUCACUUUUUUGCCACGCAUCACAGAUACCCAGUGAUGAAGAUCAUAGUGACAAUAAUGACGACGACUGUGCAACGCGACGGGUACGCCAGGUCCGAAUCGAAGACUUAGUUCUCACUUCCGAAAAUGAUGUGCCAGGUUUGCAAUCGCCAUUCGCUCUGUGUGCUUCAAAGACACCUGAACUUAGUCUCUUUGUGUCUGACGUCAAUCUGCACAAAGUCUUCCGGAUUUCGGAUAUACAACGAAUUGAGGAGGAUAUGCAUGGAUUAAUUAAAGAAUUGGCGACUUUUGGAAGAUCUAGUGUUCUUUUGUCUCUUUCUAUAACGAAUGACAACCGUCGCCUUCUGAUUGGGGAUAGUGGAGAAAUUCUGUCAGGUAUUCACAUUUGUGAUGUAGGAGAUGGACAUCUUAUCAGAACAGUCUCGGGCAUUUCUGGUCCCACGGGAAUUGCAGUUACUGAUGCAGGAAAUGUAUUUGUUUCAUCUGGAAGGGAACAUUCUAUUUAUUACUUCAGAGAAACUGAGUUUGUAGAAGGUGACAAUCGACCAUUAAAGAUCUACGGAGGAGAUAGACCAGGACAUUGCGAUGGAACA
Molecule: messenger RNA, 2157 nt
Organism: Paramuricea clavata
Lineage: Eukaryota; Metazoa; Cnidaria; Anthozoa; Malacalcyonacea; Plexauridae
Source: the annotation of a GenBank genome assembly